Tetranychus urticae (two-spotted spider mite) is the source of this 3668-nucleotide messenger RNA. RefSeq names its product junctophilin-4. NCBI's taxonomy places the organism in Eukaryota, Metazoa, Arthropoda, Arachnida, Trombidiformes, Tetranychidae. The record is from RefSeq and is a predicted model, not a curated record. Gene Ontology annotation, cellular component: endoplasmic reticulum membrane; junctional membrane complex; plasma membrane.
AAAGAUAUAAUUCACUUUAGUUAACAUAACCAAAUUUAACCUAACCACCAUGAUUUUGCUUUCCUCUCCCUAUCUUUCUCUUUCUCUCUUUCAUUUGCCUUUCUUAUUCCAACCUCUUACUUUUCUCUCGUUGCCUUUUCUUUCUAAAUUUAGGUUUUACUUACAGAUUUUAAAGCUUAGAUUGAAAAGUUGAGUCAGUUUCUCUAGUUUAGAUUAAUCUUUUUCAUAGUCUUGUCCUUUUUAUAUGUUAUAGAUGAAUUAGUAGAGGAUGAGGUGAAACAAUGAAGAAUGAAGAAAGAAUCGAUCAAUUAUCCCCAACAGCAGCAACAGUUUCAACCACAACAACCAAAUAGUGAAUUAAAUGUGGAUAAUGCUGGUUUGUCACUUUCAUCAGUACCAUCGACAACUGGAGGAGGAAGGUUUGAUUUUGAUGAUGGAGGAGUUUAUGUUGGUGGUUGGCAAGAAGGAAAAGCUCAUGGUCACGGAAUAUGUACAGGACCCAAAGGACAAGGUGAAUACAGUGGAUCUUUUAAUUUUGGUUUUGAAGUUUGUGGUGUUUAUAAGUGGCCAAGUGGAGCUAUUUAUGAAGGACAAUGGUUAAAUGGUAAAAGGCAUGGAUUAGGUGUCGAGUUUCGCGGUAAAUGGGUUUAUAAAGGGGAAUGGACACAGGGUUAUAAAGGUCGAUACGGUGUACGAGCUUCACUUUUAUCUUCUGCCAAAUAUGAAGGAACCUGGGCCAAUGGAUUACAAGAUGGUUAUGGAUCUGAAACAUAUGCUGAUGGUGGAACCUAUCAAGGGCAAUGGCUUCGUGGGAUGCGCCAUGGUUACGGUGUCCGUCAAUCAGCACCUUAUGGUCAUUCUAAUGUUACAAAGGCAGCACUUAUCAAGAACUCAACAAAUGUAUCGAUGCAGUCGCUUGAUACUGAAGGUGAAUCAAGUUUAUUUGAUACUCAUGUGUCCGGCAAACGAGACUCUGCAAUGCGAGGAGGUUUUGUUUUGGUUGUGAAAAAUAAUUCAUCAGUUACAUCAAGGCCAGGAUCAGCUCCACCAGGAUCGAGAAAACGGCAAAAUUCAUUAGAUAAAGCAUCCAGUUUAAAGACUGGAUUUUUUAAAGGAUUAGUAUUGAAGAAGCAAAAAUCUACUGGUGAUAUUGAUGUUAGGUCAAAUCGUUCAUCAUCAUCUGUUGUUAGUUCAACUGAAUCAUCCCCAUCAACUCCAGGAAUCAAAAGAAAAGGUGAUAUUGAAGCUGAUGCUGUUUCUAAUGCGUCUUUCUUAUCUCAAGAUGGAGACAUUUCAGAUCCAUCGACAACCGAAACUUAUAUUGGUGAAUGGAAAAACGAUAAAAGAAGUGGCUUCGGUAUAUGUGAAAGGUCAGACGGUCUACGGUAUGAAGGUGAAUGGUACAACAACAAGAAAUAUGGUUAUGGUGUAACCUUUUUUCGUGAUGGUACUCGAGAAGAGGGCAAAUACAAGAACAACUGUUUGGUUACAAAUGCCAAGAAGAAGCAUUUAUUUGUUUUAAGAUCAGGUAAAUUGAGAGAGCGCAUUGAAUCAGCAGUUGCUGCAGCUCGACAAGCUCAGCAGAUAGCUUUACAGAAAGCUGAUAUUGCCAUAAGUCGAACAGCCACUGCUCGUGGUAAAUCUGAACAAUCAGAUGCUGUUGCUGCUCAAUCGAGAAUUGAUUCAGGAAUUGCUUAUAAAAUAGCUAAACAAUAUGGAGGAUCAGAUGUAACAAAUUUACAACCUGAAGCUCCAUUAAGACGAAGAUUAUCCGAAUUUUCACAUGUCCGUCGAGGAACUAUUGCUCAAAGUAUGGGUGCAAUUAGCGGUGGAGGUAUUAUGGGAGGUUUAAGUGGGUCUCGUCAGUAUCUCGAUCCUAAUGAACCAUUUAGUGGACGUAGAGGUUCAUUUAGAACUGGCCAUGGUUCAACAAUGAACACUAAUGAACAAGGUUCCACUUCACAUAAUUAUAAUCAUCCAUCAAAUCAACAACAACAGCAACACCACCACCAUUCAAAUUCAAUUCAGUUUACCACCGGACCUAAUCAAAGUGAAGCUAGUAAUCGUUUAAUGCCAAGUGGAUCUAACCUAACAUCUUCAUCAUUUCAUCCUUCAGUACAACACGAACAACAUUCUCUGCAACAUCCUCACAGCCAUCCUCAUCAUCAUCAACAACAACAACAACAACAUCAACCACAACAAAACCAACAACACCAACAACACCAAUACCAGCAACAUCACCAACUAAGACAACAACAACAAAUAAACGAUCCCGACCCGUUGAACGACCACCUUGAUCAUUAUCAAAAAUUAGUUCGAACCUAUGCAAGAAAAGGCAAACCUCCUCUACCAGAUAAAACCUUUGAUCGUCUUCGUUCACCUAAUUUUUUACCCUCGAAUCGAACAGAAUCCCAAGUAGCGGCUUCCUUAGAUAAAGUCUAUGGGGCAAGUUCAUCGGCUGAUUCUGGUCAUGAAAGUUCUAAUAAAAGUGACGCUGGACUUCAACUUCCUCAAGUUAUCGACAUGUCUAGCGAUUCUGAUGCAACACGAACCCCAAAACGAACGUCAUCUCUCUAUCGAAAUCCGAACACAUCAAGUGGUGGAGGAAAAGGCGGUGGAGCAACCGGUGGAGGUUUAGGUGUAAGUGGUCUUAAAAGAAAACCCUCACUUCAACCUCCAAGUAAAUCAAUUAAAGAGCCUGUGAUGAGUCGAGAAGAAGUUUCCGUUUUAUCUCAUGCAACUCGCUUACAACGCCGUGAAGAAGCGGAAAUGGCUGAAAGGCUUGCUCGAAAUCCAUUACUUUAUUUGGUUAAUCCUCGUUUUAAGGAUUGGCUAAGUCGACAACAAAUAAUUAUUACCGUACUUUUCAUCAAUAUCACUUUAGCUAUUAUAUUUUUUAAACUUUUAGGUUGAUUUACACUAUGAAAGGAAAGCAAAGGAAACCUUGUUUUUUUCAUAUCUUGAUCUUUCUGGUCGUCUAUUGUUUUUUGCCAUCCAUUAACCUAUUCAUCAACAUCCAAUGUCAACCAAGUCUCUUUUCAUUACAAUAUUGUAAUAAAUAGAUUGCUGAUAGUAUAAGUGAAGUUUGGAGUGAAUAUCAUCGUUUAAAGUCAAAAUGUAUUUAUGCAGUAAUACCUGGUGAAAAAUAUAAAACAAUUUACGAAACUGGAAAAAAAUAUCCAUUGUUUAUAUUUCCCGUUCCUAAAACUGAAUCCAGUACUGGUGAUGAUAAAAAUAAUGAUCAAAGUGGUUAUCAAAUAUAUUUAGGAAGCUUUAAUUAUCAUCAAAUUCAUUUUACUCCUUUAAUAUCGUACCAUGCACAUCAAGAAAAUGCUCCAGCUGCUAUGACCUUACGACAUUAUCCCGAGAUAAGUGAAGAGAAAGGAAUUGUUCUGAUGGAAGGUUAUUAUGAUGAUAAGAUUCUUAAUUCCAUGGAGGCUCAAUGUUUAGCUAAUCAAGUGCAAAUAUUUUAUGGUGCCAAUGAUUUAACGAAAAAUUUACUUCUUAAUAAAUUCAACAAAGAUCCAAAAUCAUUUGAUUAUAAUGAAGUUAUUGAUCAAUUUGAAAAAGGUUUAUUGUAACCUUUUUUGCAUUGUACAUAAAAAAGUAUUUCAAUUAAAUAUCUUGAAAGAAAAUAUCUUUUUAUCAAGUAUUAUUCAUAAUUUCAA